CGCUUAGUCCUAUUAGGUUAUUAUUAUACUUAUAUCACAGCUCAGAGGCUAACUAAGCCUGGGGACUGAAAACAAUUAAACAAAAAUGACCAGCGAAGUGACCAAACGCGUUCCACUUCCACCUAAGUUUCAACUCUUCUAGAAAAAAAUCUACUCAGGUUUCAACUAACGUUGUGCUACCGGUCAACGGUCCGUAGGACCCGGUCGGUUCAGACGAGGUCACCACCGGCGCACCGACGCCUUCCGCGACCAGCCAAGAUGCGAUACCUUGCGUACUGCUGCUGCUGCUACUAAUACACCCUGGACGGCUCUAUUCUGUUCCCACCCAAGUACUUGGAGCAGGGGAAAGCUAGAGGAGAGGAGAAGGGAGCAGGCAUGGCGUCGGAGAUGCUGCUCAGGAGGAUCCAUUCCAUCUGCCGUCUCGCCCCC
Triticum urartu is the source of this 429-nucleotide messenger RNA. Lineage: Eukaryota; Viridiplantae; Streptophyta; Magnoliopsida; Poales; Poaceae. The record is from RefSeq and is a predicted model, not a curated record.